GUUUGACUUCGUAGAUUAGGCAACGCGGCACGUCAUCCUCCAGCGUUUUGUCCUCGGUCCUCGUCUUCAACGGCAACCGUUCGAAGUUUGAACGCUCGACCAACUUCAACUCGUUUCCCACUCGAUCUUCGUUUUCGUUUCACUAGGAGACGAAGGUUCAUCUUGCGACUAUUUAAUAAAACCAGUUGUGUAGUCGGUUUCGCAACGGUUUUUUCGCCGGUACUUUUCGAUUUUUCGGCCGUUUUCGGUGAUAUUUGCGAAUUAUUUUUCGCACGUUUUCUUUUCGUUAAGAACGUUGAUAUUUGUACGGAUAAAUUGGAAUAUACGACAAAAUGGUGUCCAGUAAAUUGAUGAAUGUCAGGGUGACCACCAUGGAUGCCGAACUGGAGUUCGCCAUCCAGCAAACGACGUCGGGUAAGCAACUCUACGAUCAGGUGGUGAAGACUAUCGGUCUUCGAGAGGUGUGGUUCUUCGGUUUGCAGUACACCGACUCCAAGGGCGACCUCACGUGGAUCAAACUCUACAGAAAGGUGAUGAGCCAAGACGUGAAGAAGGAAAACCCCCUGCAAUUCAAAUUUCGCGCCAAAUUCUACCCCGAAGACGUGGCCGAAGAAUUGAUCCAAGACAUAACACUGAGAUUGUUCUACCUGCAAGUGAAAAACGCCAUAUUGUCCGACGAGAUCUAUUGCCCGCCCGAAACCUCCGUCUUGCUGGCCUCGUACGCGGUGCAAGCGAGGCACGGCGACUACCUGAAACACUUGCACAACCAGGGCUUCUUGGCCAACGACAGAUUGCUGCCUCAAAGGGUGAUGGACCAACACAAGAUGUCGAAGGACGAAUGGGAGAACAGCAUAAUGACCUGGUGGAAGGAGCACAAGGGAAUGCUCAGGGAGGACGCGAUGAUGGAGUACCUGAAAAUCGCCCAGGACCUCGAAAUGUACGGCGUCAAUUAUUUCGAAAUUCGAAACAAGAAAGGCACCGAACUCUACUUAGGCGUCGACGCGCUAGGCUUGAACAUCUACGAAAAAGACGACCAACUGACGCCGAAGAUCGGUUUCCCUUGGUCGGAGAUCCGCAACAUCUCCUUCAACGAUCGCAAAUUCAUCAUCAAACCCAUCGACAAGAAGGCGCCCGAUUUCGUGUUCUUCGCGCCGCGCGUCCGCAUCAACAAGCGCAUCCUCGCCCUGUGCAUGGGCAACCACGAGCUGUACAUGCGCCGGCGCAAACCCGACAGCAUCGACGUGCAACAGAUGAAGGCGCAGGCGCGCGAAGACAAGCUGGCCAAGCAACAGCAGCGCGAGAAGCUGCAAUUCGAAAUAGCGGCCAGGGAACGGGCCGAGAAGAAACAGCAGGAGUACGAAGACAGGAUUAAAGCGAUGCAAGAGGAGAUGGAACGCAGCCAGGCGAACCUGAUGGAAGCGCAGGAGAUGAUCAGGCGAUUAGAGGAGCAAUUGAAGCAACUCCAAGCGGCGAAGGACGAGCUGGAGAAGCGACAGAACGAGCUGCAGGCGAUGAUGGAGCGAUUGGAGGAGAGCAAGAACAUGGAGGCGGCCGAGCGACAGAAAUUGGAGGACGAGAUCAUGGCCAAACAGCACGAAGUCCAACGCAUCAAGGAAGAGGUCGAGGCGAAAGACAGCGAAACGAAGCGACUCCAGGAGGAGGUGGAGAGCGCCAGGCGCAAGGAGGAGGAAUGGAGGCAACAGCAAUUGGCGAACGCCGCCAAGGGCCAUCUGGAGGAGAACGAUCACAACGAGGACGACGAAAUGGUGAACGGCGACGUCAGCCAAGAGCUCAACACCGACGAGAACAUCGUCGAUCCGAUCGAAGAUAGACGGACGUUGGCCGAGCGCAACGAACGUCUGCAAGAUCAGUUACAGGCGCUGAAGAAGGACCUGGCCCAGUCGCGGGACGAGACCAAGGAGACGGCCAUGGACAGGAUCCACAGGGAGAAUGUGCGCCAGGGCAGGGACAAGUACAAGACGCUGCGCGAGAUCCGCAAGGGCAACACCAAGCGUCGCGUCGAUCAAUUCGAGAACAUGUAAACGUAAAAGUCCUACCGAUAAAGCGAAACUGCGAAGAAAAGAAGAAGAUAAAAACCGGAAAGUCACGUUAGGAAAUUUGAAAGGUUUCUCCGAAACGAUUGAGAGAAGGUAUAUUUUUAUAAUAAACAAAACAAAAAAACAAUUUGCGAUUUCCAACUUAAUGAGCUUCUUCUUUUUUUGCGUUUUUAUUUCUCUUAUUUUUCCUUGAUUUUUGGUUCGUAUUUAAAGUAACUGCUAAAAAAAACACCUUCAAAAUGCUCAAAUCAAAAAUUUCCAAUAACUCUUGAUUUUUUUUCGGUUCAGUUUUUUUUUAUUUUUCUAUUUUUUAUGUUUUAUUAUUAUUUUGUUCUUUAUAACUCAUAAAAUAAGUCCAAGUAUAUUCGUUUUAAUUUUAUUUUUAUUUUAUUUAUGUGUAUUAUUAUUUUCGGACUCUAAAACAACAAAGUGGCCUUAGACAUUAACAAUUAACAAUUUCGACUUUUUUUUGAAAGUAACGCGAAAAGUCAAUUGAAAUCAAAAUCAAAAAAACCAAUCGAAAAAUUAAGAUCUGCAAUGCAUAUUUUUAUAUAUUUUUUGUAUACAAAGAUACAAAUUCAUUCCCCCCGCCUAUUCAAGUAACUUCCUGCUUUAUUACUAGUUUUUUUAAUAAAUUUAGUGCCAUUAGGUGAUCAAGAUAUAAAAAAUUCACUUCUUUCCCGUAUCUUUAAUAAACAAAUAA
Molecule: messenger RNA, 2760 nt
Organism: Phyllotreta striolata
Lineage: Eukaryota; Metazoa; Arthropoda; Insecta; Coleoptera; Chrysomelidae
Source: the annotation of a GenBank genome assembly